Porites evermanni is the source of this 3995-nucleotide messenger RNA. Lineage: Eukaryota; Metazoa; Cnidaria; Anthozoa; Scleractinia; Poritidae. The record is from the annotation of a GenBank genome assembly.
GACACUUUAUCGACUUUCGAAUUAUAUACAGAUGCCGUGGCAUCAAAGGGGAACGGAGCGAUAUUUGGAAAGCACUGGGUUUUAUGGCCCUUUUCCUAUAGCAUAUGGCACUGCCUUUUAAAAUAAAACUUUACUCGAGCCUUUUUAUUACUCUCGCGCUUCAUAUUUGGGGGCCCACCAUGGCAAAUGGUUGCGUCUUGUUUUUCACUGACAAUGCGGCCCUUGUAGAUAUUAUAAACAAACGAACCUCAAAAACAUUAACAGGUCAUGAUUCUUUCUAUGUAACUUUGUACUCAGCUGCUAAAUACUGGGGGGGGGAUAUAUCAAAUUUUUUUGAGCCAGCCGCGUCCCCGACUUAAAGAAGAGUCCUGCAUCUCCCGUUUACAGAUGGAGGGAUUUAAGGAAAUCUCGCCAGAAGAGGACAACUUUCUAACAGCAGUGCCAACGAACCUACAGCCGGAAAGUUGGUCACUCACUUGAGAGACUUGCUAUUAGGCUCGGGCUAUUUGGCUACUGCCUCUCGCAGCCCGUACCUUAAAGCGUGGCUGGGAACCAACCCUUCCAUACCAAGAUGGCCGCCUUUAUCUCCAAUCUCUCGGCCCAUUCUACGAUUGUGAGGCUGCGAUGCCUUCUGUCCUCUCCUGUCGUAGCCUCCCACGCAGACUUUCUUAGGGGAUUCGUCAUAGAGUGACUUCAACGAGAGCCCCCGAAGUUACUUUUAGGGUAUCGGUAUAAAUAUGGCAAUUAUAUUUAAGUUAAUUGAGCGGCUAGGUCAGAGAACUGGUUCCCCGUUCUUUUCUCCUGGCUUGUUUUUUGUUUUGUUUUAUUUUCUUUGUUUGUUUGUUUUUAUUUUCACUGUCCUUUUUUUUUCUUUUUACUAGCUAAAAAGUUUGGUCUUUUAGUCUUACUUCAUUUUAUGACUCGUUCGCUUCACUUACAGUUUAAGUCAGAGAUAUCAAAAUGUUUCCUAGCCUCUGCGGCUCGACCGGUAGGUCUUACUGAUAAUGAUAACGACAAACUCCGCAAUGUUUUGCUGUAGACUGAUUCGUUUCCUUACAGGAGAGGGAUGCCGUGACGCUCUUGGAAUGGAAAACGGAAAGAUUACUGACGACCAAAUAACUGCUUCCUCAGAAAGGGAAGCCUAUCCAGCCGUUAAUGGAAGAUUACAUCAUAUCACUCCACAAGGAAGACCAUUUGGUUGGCAACCUAAAAACAGUAGCUGCAUUGAAUGGCUGCAAGUUGAUCUUCUUCUUGACAAUAGCACAAUAACAGGAGUGGCAACACAAGGAUGUAGCAGUCGCACGUCAAAAUCUGUUUUAAGUGUAACCAAAUACGAACUAGAAUUCAGCAAUGAUAGUAAAGCGUUUUAUGCAGACCAUCGGGUAAGCUUAUUUCGUUUUUCUUAUAAUGAAAACCCGAAGCUUAUAUAUUUGUCUUUAGAGUUAGUUCCACAAAGCUGAAAGACUUUUUGUCUAAACGUCUGAAUUGGGGGGUGAAAGUGCCUCUUUAGGGGACAGAAAAGCUUGUAUUUUAUGUGAUCAAGUAAAUGGUUUUCCAGGGAGAAUUUAGCAUAACAAGAGAAAAGUAUUACGUGUAAAUUAAAGGAUGGUUUCAAAGGAAAAGGUUUCAAUUUAAAGUAUUUAAAUACUUUAGCAGAAUUUCUCUCUCGAUGAAAUGUUUACAACUACAGUUUACUUGAAAGCAGGCUGUUUUGUGAACUCAACAUUUCCUAAAAAGACGAAUUUUCCCCAAAAUGAAAGCAAAUCUUUACGAUAAUUCUACAUUUCAAGUAAACAGAACAAACUAGGGAACACUACAGAGAAACAACGCCUUGUUUCAAGCAACCGUGGCCGUUGUCUCCGCUUUUCUAUAGCCGCCCUCUCCCCUCUCUGAUUUUUUUUAUGAGGGGAGGCUAAUAGAACUCAGGCUUGAAUAGCAAAUUUAUGCCUUUUUCAGAUGUACCAAUUGAAAUCGUGAAACUGUGAUAAAUCCCCGCGAAAUUAAUGUAGCAAAAACGGCAACAUAACCCUCAAAAAAAAAAAAACGUGGAAGUGUAAUUAUGGCACUGAUCCUGAGGUAACAGUUGACUUUCUCUGUUGAUAUCAGUGUUGUUAAUGUUUAUUUCCGUACACUAUGUUUCUAUUUACUUUACCAAAGUACGUUAGAAUAAUUACUGGAUGACACCGUAAUACCUCUUUCAUAAAACAGGGGAGAAUAGUCAUUACAUGUGACGAAUACUCUAAAAUCCUGUUUUCCCUUAAAUUAGUUAUACGCAGGAAACACAGACGAGGACACAGUCGUAUAUCACACCUUGGAUACACCAAUAAAGGCUCGCUACGUUCGCUUCCAACCAAAAUUUUGGGAAAAUGAGAUAUGCAUGAGAGUGGAACUCUAUGGCAAAAUCGCAAAAGGUACUUAAGUUAUGUAACUGGCACUUUUUUCCUAUAAACUAUGCUUUUGGUCCCAAAUUACUGUUUGAAUCAGUUGACUUAAAAAAGAUUUUAAUUUACUUUUGGCUCACUAUAAAACGUAAUCAAAUUAACAUCACAUAAAUAAUACUUACAGUUACUGUUUGUUAUACUACUACAUGAGAAAUUUCUGCGAUUUGAUUGGCUUAGAGCAGUGGUAUUUCAGCUGAAUUUGAAAUACCUUCAUGUGAAAAUUACAAACCUUUUGCGGGUAGUAGUAUAAACAAAUAAUAGUACGAUUUGUACGUGAUAUUUGGGAUAAAUACCACUCGUGAUAUUUCAAAAUUGUCUCAAAUUUCACUCGCCUAACAGCUUGUGAAAUUGCGUAUAACAAUUUUGAAAUAUCACUUGUGGUAUUUAUGCCAAAUAUCACUACAAAUCAUGCUAUUACCUAUACUAAUAUCAUCACAUGUAAAUUGUGCGUUUGGAAAUUAAAUGUCUGUUCAAGACAUCUUUGAAAAGCGUAAAUGAAUUUAUUAUUUGACAAGUGUAUCAAAUGAGGCUCCGCUAGUCAAUCAGGCCACCUGAUGAUCCCCUUCCUAUCCAGUAAGACACUUCUUACUUACCCUACUCGGCGUGCGCUGAUGAGCGCAGUUUCAACUCGAUGAAAAGAAUGAAGACUUCAUUACCUAAUACGAUGACAGAUGAGCGACGUUCGUCCUUGUCGAUUUUACAUAUGCAUUAACACAAAGAUGUUUAUUUUGAUAACGUCGCUAAAUUUGCGCAACAAAAGGGGAGGCACCAGAAAAUGGUUUGAUGCAUGGCGAAAUGACCGUAAACCUUGCUUUCUUAUUAGCCUGUGUACACAGGGCUUUUUUUAAAUAUAGAUGUCUUAUUGUUUCAUGUUCAUUCAACUGUGCCAUUCUUUCCCAAACUUGUGAUUCCAGUCCAUGUCUCAAUGGAGGAACCUGUUUUGAAGACGAAAGCGGAAAAGAGUACAUCUGUAAAUGCAGUAGUGGAUGGAAAGGAGACAAUUGCGAAAAAAAUAUGACAUGUAGCCACUGAUAUAAAGAAACAUUCUCAUUAUAUAUUUGUGGCUUGUAAGAAAUCUCAUGCAUGAGCGGUGAAUUCCAUAUUUUGAAAAGGCGUAAGAUAAAUGUUAUGAAUGAACUAUCGCGUUGCAACCCCUUAUCAUAGCUAUAUCAACUGUAAAAAUAGCCCAUUGUUUCUUGUUUAUUUAUUAAUAACUGUGUAUUAUCAAUCUUUAAAAUUUCGAAGCUUGUGAUUCCAGUCCAUGUCUCAAUGGAGGAAUCUGCCAUGAAGAGGAAAGUGGACAAGGGUACACCUGUAAAUGCAGUUGUGGAUGGACAGGAGACAAUUGCGAAAACAAGACUUAUACAGGUACCCCCUAAAUUUAGAAACGUUCUUCAUUAUACAUUUGUGGCUUAUGCUUAUUCAACUGUGCCAUUCUUUCCCAAGCUUGUGAUUCCAGUCCAUGUCUCAAUGGAGGAACCUGUUUUGAAGACGAAAGCGGCGAAGAGUACAUCUGUAAAUGCAGUAGUGGAUGGAAAGGAGACAAUUGCGAAA